Messenger RNA from Drosophila ficusphila, 861 nucleotides. RefSeq lists its product as uncharacterized. The transcript has 3 exons. NCBI's taxonomy places the organism in Eukaryota, Metazoa, Arthropoda, Insecta, Diptera, Drosophilidae. The coding region runs from base 217 to 861 and encodes 214 amino acids. The record is from RefSeq and is a predicted model, not a curated record.
AGUGACAGUGACACAAAUAACAAACAAUUGCAAGUGAUUUUUUUUCUUGUGGUUUUUUUGCUAUAAAAAUUGCACAAAAAUAUAAAGUUCUUGUGAAGUACAUACAAGUUGCCCGCGACGUGUGGUGUUUUUAAUUAUUAAAAAACAACAACAAAUUCACUCGUGCCGGUCGCGAAAUUUAAUACCCUAAUUCGACGUUUCUGCCACCGACGAGGGAUGCCCUGCGAUUGUUCAAGUUGCAAAAGGAAAGUGGCAGCAGGAUUGAAAGAUCCAAACGAAGAACCAAAGGUUCGUUGGGCGCCGAGGAUGCCCUCGCACAGUCCACUGCGACAACGCGACGAACUUCGUCGGAGCGAGUCGCCACUUCCAGGGCCUUCGGGAGCGCAUAGAGAAGGAGGCAGACGCCAUUCGAGAAUUCGCGUCAAGAAGCGGAUGCGAGUUUGCAUUCACACCGCCUCGGGCUCCGCACAUGGGCGGGCUUUGGGAGGCAGGUGUGAAAACUGCAAAGCACCUACUCCUACGAGCGGUGGGCAGCGCGCUCCUAACCGCAGAAGAGCUGGAGACGGUGCUCGUCGGGAUCGAGGCGGCGAUGAACUCCCGGCCGCUAGGCGCGCUAUCCAACGAUCCCAGCGACGGAGAAGCGCUAACACCAGGGCACCUGCUGACAGGCGGGCCGCUAUUCCCCAUCCCAGCACUCCGGACCCCGGACCAGGCGGGUCUCAGUUGCUUGCGGCGAUGGCAACUUGUCUCCAAUAUGCAGUGUUCUUCGAAGGUCUUGGAUAUCAUCAGCAAAUCAUCCAGGUACACAAACACUCGACUGCGCAGUCGCUGUGGGAUCACCUUAUCCAUCACCCUACAUAA